GAGCCGAGAUCCUCUCGCGGAGGGAAAGUUUGAGCGUUUGGUUUCCGUGUUUGGUGGGUCCGUGUGGUGCAGUGCCUGACUUAACAGAAGUGUGUAGCAGUCCCAGCAGACGGCGGAGCAGUGACACAACCUCUUGAGAACCGAAAGCGCGGCUCCUGCGACCGAUAGCAAGGGUCGUGACCCUGUACAGUAGCAGCCAACAUGGCAGAAGCUCACCAGGCGGUGGCCUUCCAGUUCACGGUCAGCCCGGAUGGCAUCGACCUACACCUGUGCCACGAGGCGCUACGCCAGAUCUACCUCUCUGGCCUCCACUCCUGGAAGAAAAGGUUCAUUCGCUUCAAGAAUGGGAUAAUGACUGGUGUGUACCCGGGCAGCCCUGGUGGGUUCAUGGUAGUAGUUGUCUCCUACAUGUCCUACAAUCAAUAUAGACAGCUGGAUCCCUCUAUGGGCUUGAUUGCCAAGCUGGGUCAACACAUGCCCAUCAGUCGAUACAUAUCCACUGACAACCAGAGGAUAGUUGGAGGGGUUCUGGUGGGCACGGGCCUGUGGGUCACCAUAAUCAUGAUUAUGAGGAAUGUCCUAAAGUCCCUGUUGUCGUGGCACGGCUGGAUGCAUGCCCGCCACGGCUCUGUGUCCUCGUCCACUCGUCUGUGGCUGGUAUUAGUGAAGGUGUUCUCUGGCCGGAAGCCAAUGCUCUACAGUUUCCAGAACUCCCUGCCUCGACUCCCUGUUCCCAGUAUCAAGGACACCUGCAGAAGGUAUCUGGAGUCAGUGCGUCCACUGAUGGAGGAUGAGCAGUACGAACGGAUGGAGGGCUUGACUAAAGAUUUUGAGAAGAAGCUGGGACCGAGACUGCAGUGGUACCUCAAACUCAAGUCCUGGUGGGCCUCCAACUAUGUCAGUGACUGGUGGGAAGAGUACAUUUACCUGAGAGGCCGUGGGCCCAUCAUGGUCAACAGCAACUAUUAUGCCAUGGACUUCCUGUAUGUGUUCCCCACCUCCAUCCAGGCUGCCAGAGCAGGAAACUCCAUCCAUGCCAUCAUGCUCUACAGGAGAAAACUGGACAGAGCCCAGGUCAAACCUAUUUACUUGCUGGCGAACAAGGUUCCUCUGUGUUCGGCUCAAUGGGAGCGGAUGUUUAACACCGACCGCGUCCCUGGUUUGGAGACAGACGUCCUCCAGCACGUGAACGACAGCAAACACAUCGCCGUGUACCACAAGGGCCGCUACUUCAAGGUGUGGAUGUUUUAUGACGGGCGGUUGCUGUUGCCACGGGAGAUCGAGCAGCAGAUGGAGCGGAUCUUGGCCGACAGCUCUGAGCCACUCCCCGGAGAGGAGAAACUAGCCGCACUUACUGCAGGAGACAGGACCCCGUGGGCCAAAGCUCGAGAAACCUACUUUGGCCGCGGUAAGAACAAGAACUCUCUGGACGCCAUCGAGAAAGCAGCCUUCUGCGUGACCCUCGAUGACACUGAGCAGCGCUUCGAUGAAGACAACCCGGUCAAGUCUCUGGACAGCUACGCCAAGUCCCUUCUCCACGGAAAGUGCUACGACAGGUGGUUUGAUAAAUCCUUUAACCUGAUAGUGUUUAAGAACGGCACCAUGGGACUGAAUGCAGAGCAUUCCUGGGCAGAUGCUCCAAUCAUUGGCCAUCUCUGGGAGCAUGUUCUUUCCAUGGAUCCUUUGAAGUUGGGGUACACUGAGGAGGGCCACUGCUGUGGGGAGCCCCACCCCAACCUGCCAGGUCCUCAUAGGCUGUCGUGGGACAUCCCUGCUGAGUGCCAGGAGGUCAUCCAGAGCUCUCUGACAGUGGCCAGGAGUCUGGCUGACGAUGUGGACUCUCACAUUUUCCCCUUCAAUGACUUUGGCAAGGGUCUGAUCAAGAAGUGCCGCACCAGCCCCGAUGCCUUCAUCCAGAUCUCCCUGCAGCUGGCUCACUUCAGGGACAAGAAGAAGUUCUGCCUGACCUACGAAGCCUCCAUGACGCGCUUGUUCCGUGAGGGCCGGACAGAAACUGUGCGUUCCUGCACCAUGGAGACUUGUGCCUUUGUCCGUGCCAUGAUGGCCGAUGAGACCAGAGAAGAGCGUCUCAGUUUGCUGAAACUGGCAGCGGAGAAGCACCAAAACAUGUAUCGGCUGGCGAUGACGGGAGAGGGCAUCGAUCGCCACCUUUUCUGCCUCUACGUGGUCUCCAAAUACCUCGGAGAAGACUCCCCCUUCCUCACCGAGGUCCUCUCCGAUCCGUGGAGGCUGUCCACCAGUCAGACGCCCGUGCAGCAGGUUGACCUGUUCGACCUGGUCAGAUACCCCGAGUACGUGUCCUCCGGAGGUGGAUUCGGUCCAGUGGCUGAUGAUGGUUAUGGCGUCUCCUACAUCAUCGUUGGGGAGAACCUAAUCAACUUCCACAUCUCCAGCAAACACUCAAGCCCAGAAACUGACUCUCACCGUUUCGGCGGCAACAUCCGACAGGCCAUGCUUGACCUACUGGAUCUCUUCCAGCUUGAAAAGAAGACCAAGUGAUAAGCCCUCUCAAAGGGUGGCAUUAACUGAAGAAGUUGUUUUUAGCCAGGAUUGUAUUCGUUCUGAGGUUUGUACAGAAUCAAAUAUUGGAUUUUGGGUUAAUUGAUGUUACAGAAAUAUGAAUGAUUGAGAGUUUUUGUCAAUCUGUUUGUGAGGCAGUUAUGCGUACUGUAUGUAUAGGCAAAGUGAGCUACUGGUGUUAUGGGGUACAGGUAGUGCACAGUUUAAAAAAAAAAAAAAAGAGUGUGUUCACAGGACUUUUCGCAUGGGUGCCUUAGUGACCCACUAAUGUAAAAAGGGAAGGGGAAAUUAGAGCGCUUGUCUCGUAGCACGUCUGUAUUACCACACGCAAGGACAUGACGGCUAAAGGAAUCACAUUUGAGAAAUGAUGCAAUAUUUGUAUUAGUUUCGGUCCCACUUUUGAAAAUCGCAUACAUUUAUUUAUUUUUCUUUUCAAAUUGCAGUCACGUCAAAGCAGAAAAUUGCGAUAUUCAAUGUCACCAACAAAUUGCAUGUUGCACGGUGUCUAUUAAUUUCACGUGGCUCAGUUUAAAUACAGAGUCUGAAUGUCUAGCCUGAACAGUUGUAACCACUAAUGUUAAUUACUACGGAGGCCAGAAAGAGUCAAUCAGUUGAUCUGUAACAGUAAUUACAAAUAUUCAGCUUUGAUCUGGAACGUGACCCUAUAACUGAGGUCCUGGAUGCCAACCGUGGAGCAACACGCUGCUACGAUCUCGUGAUGCGGCGUAAAAGCACAUAGUGCUCGUGUUUGUGUGUUUGUCAUGUUCAUGCUCGGGUUUUUCUUUUUAACUUGGCCUAAUAUUCGAGAGUGCUGGCGACCGCAUUGGAAGAUGAGUGCUCAUGUUGCAGAUUUCACGUGAAUGUGCAGCAGAAGAGAUUGAGAUGCCGUGUGACCCCGAUGUGCCGGAGGGGAGGACAACCUAACGGCUGCUGUGGAAGUGUGGGGACUGGCAGCGUGGGCGGAGCUUCUGGGGGCAUUGAUGACAGAGUAUGUUUCAGUUUUUUGUGUAAAAAGAAGAAGAUGAAGAGUGGGUUAGCAGUACUUUGUUGUGCACUCCACGACUCCAAACUAACAAAUUCCCAGCUACCUUUUGGAGCUUUUCGUCAGAUCAACAUGAGUCGCAAACCUUUUGAGCAAAUAGGUCGUCGGUUACAACAUAUUAUUCGUUGGUAUUUCACUAUCAAAAUGAGGGUGCAGAAUCACUAACAAGGUUGUGAUGUCGCCAGUAAAGUACAAACUGUUUAUUUCUCCUCGUAAUACUAAGUGCAGAUUUAGAAGGGCUGUCACGUAGGAAUGCAUUUCUGUUAUAUGUUGUCAGUUAAUCAUAUUUAUUUGUUUCCAUGUUUAAACUUCUUUAUUAAAACGUGUAUAUUUACCAGUUGAAUGUGGCGAACGAUGAGCACCGAGUUAAAGCUUUGCUCAUUUAAGAAGUGAAACAGACAAAAUAUCUCCUCUUUUUUUGACAUGACAGUUUUGUUCUCACAGACUUUGCAAGUACACUCAAGUUGUAUGACAUUUUAUCUCAGUAGACCUCAUGUUGACACUGCUGCAUGUUUUUGUUUUCUUGAAGAUGAAGCUGUAUAUGUUUGCCUUUUAAUUCAAAGAUGGUGUAAAAAGACAAGCAGCUGGUAUACCAAAAUUAGUUUUAACAAUAAAGUGAAUGUCAGACAGCUGUA
This is a messenger RNA of Pseudoliparis swirei, 4218 nucleotides long. RefSeq names its product carnitine palmitoyltransferase 1Ab (liver) (gene cpt1ab). The coding region runs from base 202 to 2520 and encodes 772 amino acids. Gene Ontology annotation, molecular function: carnitine O-palmitoyltransferase activity. The transcript has 20 exons. The record is from RefSeq and is a predicted model, not a curated record. Lineage: Eukaryota; Metazoa; Chordata; Actinopteri; Perciformes; Liparidae. Gene Ontology annotation, biological process: fatty acid metabolic process; carnitine metabolic process. Gene Ontology annotation, cellular component: mitochondrion.